Gasterosteus aculeatus aculeatus (three-spined stickleback) is the source of this 4395-nucleotide messenger RNA. The record is from RefSeq and is a predicted model, not a curated record. NCBI's taxonomy places the organism in Eukaryota, Metazoa, Chordata, Actinopteri, Perciformes, Gasterosteidae.
UUUAAAUUAGAAAAUUGAUUAAAAAAAAUGUAUAUGCUUUGAUUGAACUUAUUUGUCGGUUUUUGACAAACAGAAGUUAAUUAAACAGUUUAAUAUAUAUAUAUAAUAAAUAAAUAAAGAGACGAGACGUGAGUGUGAUGUUUCUCGGUGAAUCUCGUUGAAUUAUUUUUCUGCCCUUAUUCUUCUACUGUUACGCACAAUGUUACUAUGCUAACAUUAGCAUGUUGUUACGCACAAUGUUACUAUGCUAACAUUAGCAUGUCGUUACGCAUUAUGUCAACAUGCUAACAUCAGCAUGUCGUUACGCAUUAUGUCAACAUGCUAACAUCAGCAUGUCGUUACGCAUUAUGCCAACAUGCUAACAUUAGCAUGUUGUUAUGCAUUAUGUUACGCAUAAUGUUACCAUGCUAACAUCAGCAUGUCGUUACGCAUUAUGUCAACAUGCUAACAUCAGCAUGUCGUUACGCAUUAUGUCAACAUGCUAACAUUAGCAUGUUGUUACGCAUUAUGUUACGCAUAAUGUAACAUGCUAACAUCAUCCAGCAUCGGUUAUGGCUGCUCCUCGCGUUGCCUCUCCGGCUGCCGCCUCAGUUUUCUUCUUCUUUGGUUCUUGGUACCUGUGAGUGUGUGACUUAAAGUCCAGUAAAGUUCAUGAAGAAACUCCUCUCAGUUGCGUGUUCUCUCCCCUCUCGACUCACAUGACACAACAUGUGGGAUUUAAACGUGUGCAGCAUAAAGAACAUUACUCGCUCACCACGGGAGGAGAUACAUUUAAUGGCAAUAAAGAGCAGAAGAGAUUCUUUCACGCUGCAGAAUGACGGAUGGAACUCAGUAUUAUCGUGUUUUAUUUACCGGUUCCCUUUCCCGGUGUAACCAUUAGUUCGGUAAACUCCUCGGAACAAACAUGACCCCCCUCCUUCAGACCGGUAACCCUGUUGUCAGUUCCGUUCAGCAGAUCAGCUGUUGUGAUUUAAAUAUUCAAAACACAGAUGGAUCACAGUCUGUGAUGUCGCGUCUCCAGAGAGGAAAAGCUUCCAGCAGGAAGAGGAAGCUCCUCUGGGUGAGUUUUUGAAACAGUGGAUUGGAUUUGAAAUAACAGCAAUGAAUGCAUGUUUUUUCUACUCAAAGGGAGCUGGAACACACGUGUGGGAGUGAUUCUUCAUAGUUUUUACUUUCUUUCUGAUAGUUGGAUGUAAAGUUGGUGUUUUUAUUUUAUAGCAAGGAGAGAUUCUACAAAGCGCCAAUAUACUGUUUCUGUAGAGGUUGAAUGAGAUUUAAUGUAUGCUAAGCUAAGACAUAAAAGUGGUAUUCUCAUUGUGAUUUUACUCUCAGCAAGACGACAGAAGCAUUUCACCCAAAAUAUACAACUCAUUCUUCCCUCUUUGACAUGUUGCAGCGAGGCGCUGGGGGAAGGAGUCUGGAGCUGAACAGUUAAAGAUAUUUAUAUAAUAUACAUACACAUAAUAUAUAAAUAUCACACCAUGUCCAAGACCACCGUUGAUGUGAAGACCGAGAGAUGCCCCAUAGCUCCAGAUGGCUACAUCCCAAACUCUGUGAUCCGCAACUGGUGGAAGAAGGAGAAGCUUCUUCCCCAGACCGACAGCUGGGAGGACUACUUCCCUCGUCUUCUUCUGGAGGACGAAGACACAGUGAACGAUCAAGAGGAUCUGACCAGAUAUGAGGUGGUGGAAGAUAAAGAAAGGACAUGGUACGUGACUGGGUGGGAGACGGAGAGCGAAGAUGAGGAAGCAGAGGUGCAGGUAAAGGAGAGAAGAGUCCUCCCCAAGGAGUCCUACUUCGGCCAAACCAAGAUCGCUCUGCAGAACCUGCAGAGAACAUCUGAUCACGAUGGACAAAUAAAUAUGGAGCCUCGGAGGCGAGAAGUCAGCGACGACACAAGAGGGACGUUGAUCUAUAUAUCCACCGGCUGUCAACAAAACGAAGAAGAACGGAAGCUUCACGAACACGUCACACCUCCACUCCAACAUCUCAGUGAACAGAGAACAUCCAGUUUGAUAACCAACAAACUGGACAUGAUGACUUCGGCAAAUUUGGUGCCUCCAGAGGAAUGUCCUGUGCCGUCUGUAGAUGAGGUCCUUUCAAAGGAAGAAUCCAGGAUAGACUCAUACAAACCACCCGUAGAGGCCCAGAACAUGACUCCUCGCCCCCUGAAACUUUCUUCUUCGACCCCAAAAAACCCUCAACCCCAACCCGAUCUUGGGCCACAUCAUCUAAAGCCUCCCCCUCCAGCCUCUGAGGAUCCUCAACCACCAACGGACCUUGGGCCACAUCAUCCAAAGCCUCCAGCCUCUGAGGAUCCUCAACCACCAACGGACCUUGGGCCUCAUCAUCCAAAGCCUCCCCCUCGAAACCCAGAGGAUCCUCAACCACCAACGGACCUUGGGCCACAUCAUCCAAAGCCUCCAGCCUCUGAGGAUCCUCAACCACCAACGGACCUUGGGCCUCAUCAUCCAAAGCCUCCCCCUCGAAACCCAGAGGAUCCUCAACCCCAACCGUAUCUUGGACCUUCUGAGUUCUCACGAAUCAGUGAUAAGAGGUUCCUCCUAGCUUCCGCCCAACACAACAUUAUUGGAAACCAAACACAUGCACCCUUGGAUGACAAGGUCCUGCAGCUCUACAAGGAAUAUAAAGCUGGCACCAAAACCUCACUAAACUUUGGAAAACUGUCUACGAUCACCGAGCAUCUUCUUGCUUCUACGUCCUCCAUCGUUCAGGGUAAUUUUGGGGCGCUGAAGUCUGAUCGGCAGAAGAACCUGUACAAUCAUCUCCAAGAACUGAAGCUUCAUAAACAGAUCACACCUCCACUCCAACAUCUCAGUGAACAGAGAACAUCCACUUUUAUAACCAACAACGUGACUUCAGUGAGCUCAGAGCCACCAGAGGAAUCUCCUCUGCUGUCUCCGGAGGAGGUUCUUUCAAAGCAAGAACCCAGGAUAGCCUCAUAUAUACUACCUAAAGGGACCCCUCGUCCUCUGAAGCUAUCUCCAACACCAGUUAACCCUCAACCCCAACCGGACCUUGGACCAUGUCAUCUGAAAGCUUGCCCUACAAACCCAGAGGAUCCUCAACCGGACCUUGGACCAUGUCAUCUGAAAGCUUGCCCUACAAACCCAGAGGAUCCUCAACUGGACCUUGGACAGCCUGAUCGGAGGAAGAACCUGCGCGUUCCUCUCCCCGGCCUCUGCUUUCCACCGUCCACCAGAGGGCUUCCCGUCAAGCCUCCCGAUGGCAGACAGCGUGUCACGAUCGUCCCGCUGAUCUUACCUGCCGAGGCAGCAGCCUACCAGAGGGUGGUGCAGAACAUUCGGAUGACAGACGCCCCGGACCCUCGGCUGCUUCGGUUCCACCACGUGAUCCCGCUGAACGCCCAACAGAACAUCUUCACUCUGAAUGCCAGUGGCAAGACUCCGUACGGGAGGCUGCAGUUUGACUGGGCGAGGGGAUGAGAUGAAGCGAUGAUGCCGCCGGAUCUUUAGGUUAUUCAGUUGAACAAUAAAGCAAUCUGAUGCGUCAUAUUUUAGGCUCUAAUGUUGAUAGAUCGCAGAUGAUCACCAAGAGGCUCCUCAGUGCCUCUCGCAUGCUUUGUCAUAAAGACGGAUAAAUUAGAACUUUUUGUUUCCUGCAGAUUAUUAUUUUUUUUUAAGAUGUCUGAGCAACAGACAGAUGUAUGAAUAAUAACAAACAUGGAGUUGUGACAGAGCUUUAUUAACGCUUCUGACAUUACGUUUUAAUUUGACACAUCUGAGGCAAAACAAAGACGCAGGUGGAGUCAGAAACAUUCUACGUUCAUUCAUAACUGACAUUGAAACUGAAAUCAAAUAAGGUCGACGCUUCCGCUUUGUCUCAGGAGGUUUAAAUUAAACACGAUGUACAAUAAAGAUCUAUAAAAUAAAAGUAGUACAAUAUGGCAGCACAGAAUGAAGAGGAUUUUUUUUCAAUUUAAGGCAGAAAAACUCAUUGACAUGAUGAGUAAAACAUUAUAACUAAUUUGUUCCUUUGUAAUUUUAAAUAAAGUAAAAUAACUGGAUGAACUACAAAGAUGACUUGUGUAUUUUCUGAUUAUGAGUGUCUCAUAAGUCAUUCAUCCAUAUCCGUAUAAAAUAAACUACAACCUGAGAAAAAUGUCAUUUAAUUAUGUGAUUUUAAAUGUACACCAUGAAAAGGUCUAUAUCUUAUAUUAUGAGACAAAAGACUUAAAUAGAAGAUAUGGAUGGUAGAAAUUAUGCAAAUUCAUAUUUAGGAAACCGAGCAGAUGCAGCAGAGUUAAAGAAAUGAGUGUGAUGUUUUAAGUGUGUUGGUAUGAACUACUACACAGAGGACUGAGAACUAAAGAUGCGAUCAGUGCUUCAAUGACACCAGACUCCUUUGACCUCU